This is a messenger RNA of Penicillium brevicompactum, 546 nucleotides long. RefSeq lists its product as uncharacterized. The coding region runs from base 1 to 546 and encodes 181 amino acids. The record is from RefSeq and is a predicted model, not a curated record. Lineage: Eukaryota; Fungi; Ascomycota; Eurotiomycetes; Eurotiales; Aspergillaceae. The transcript has 2 exons.
AUGCAAGAUCAUCCGAAGCGCGCAUCCAAAAAGGAUAAAAAGAAGGAUCAGAACAAAACUCAACCUCCAAUGACUCUUACCGUCAUCAUCGAGUCCAAGUCCAAUGGCAAAGCCUCCGGGGAAACUGCUGCGGACGACGAUCCCGACGAAUGCUUGUUCCAAACCACCGUCGACCUGGAAUCGCCAGAUGUGGCUGGAGUUACCAAUGAGGUCAUCGGACAGUUUUGGUUCAAGCACUUUAACGAUAUGCUUGGCUUGAGCCCCAAACCCCCAGCUCCAGCUCCAGCUCCAGCUGUAUCUGUGAAACACUGCGUUGAGGAAACCAAUCGAGUUUUAGCCCUCGCCGAUGCCCUUGUCGUUCAGCAAAAGGAGUUGAUUUCGGAUAUGCAAGAGAUCAAUUUCAACUUGGAUGGGGCUCUCGCUCGCGAUGAGGAUUUCAAAGAUAUUCUGAACAAUCCCUACGCCGACAAGACAAUUGUCGACGCGCUCACUCGGCUUCGUUUUGGGCUUGGAUAUCUUGGGACUCAGGCUGAGGCUCUGAAGUGA